AGAGGGGACCUGGCCGUGGCGGAGGUACCUUGGACAGAGGCGCCGCGCCCGCCCGGAGCCGCCGGAGGGCACCGAGCCGCAGAACUGAGGUGUGAGGCUCUGAGAGCCCCUGAGUGACUGCAAUUUCUGUCCUCAACAAAAAAAAUCUCACAGGAAAUGCGGGAAUGCCUGAUCUAGAAAAAGACAUGCAGAAGAAGGAGAAAGAUUCACGCAGUAAAGAUGAGCCAGCAGUACCAAAACUUCCAGUCCCACCACUGCAACAGACCUUACAGAUGUACCUUCAGUGCAUGAAACACUUGGUGCCAGAGGAGCAAUUUAGAAAGACCAAGAGCAUCGUGGAACAGUUUGGAGUUGCAGGAGGCCUUGGGGAAUCCUUGCAGCUAAUCCUCGAGGAAAGAAGGGAAAAGACCACAAACUGGGUGUUUAACUACUGGCUGGAUGACAUGUACCUCAACAACCGUUUGGCUCUUCCAGUCAACUCCAGCCCAGCAAUUAUCUUUGCUCGUCAGAAUUUCAAGGAUGUAAAUGACCAGCUAAGGUUUGCUGCCAAUCUUAUUUCCGGCGUGCAAGACUAUAAAGCUUUACUAGACAGCCAUGCUUUACCUGUUGAUUUUGCUCGUGGACAGCUGUCUGGUCAGCCUCUCUGUAUGAAGCAAUACUAUGGACUCUUUUCUUCCUAUCGUCUUCCAGGACAUACCAAAGACACGCUUGUGGCCCAGAAAAGCUGUGUAAUGCCAGAACCAGAGCACAUCAUUGUUGCUUGUAACAAUCAGUUUUUUGUUUUGGAUGUUGUCAUUAAUUUCCGUCGUCUCAGUGAGGGAGAUCUUUUCACUCAGUUACGAAAGAUAGCCAAAAUGGCAGAGAAUGAAGAGGAAAUGCUGCCUCCAAUUGGCUUGCUGACGACUGAUGGAAGAACAGAGUGGGCAGAGGCCAGGACAAUCCUUAUGAAAGAUUCUACUAAUCGCGACUCUCUUGACAUGAUUGAACGAUGUAUAUGCCUGGUGUGCCUGGACGGUACAAGUGGGGUUGAACUCAACGAUACAAACAUGGCGUUGCAACUGCUACAUGGAGGAGGCUACCAUAAAAAUGGUGCCAAUCGUUGGUAUGACAAACCCAUGCAGUUUGUGGUAGGAAGAGAUGGAGUCUGCGGCACUGUGUGUGAACAUUCCCCUUUCGACGGCAUCGUACUGGUGCAGUGCACCGAACACCUGCUCAAGCACAUGAAAGAAAGCUCCAAGAAAUUACUCCGAGCCGAUUCAGUAAGCGAGCUUCCUGCUCCACGGAGAUUAAGAUGGAAAUGUUCCCCUGAAAUUCAGGCGCACUUGGCAUCCUCAGCAGAAAAACUCCAGAGGAUAGUAAAAAAUCUGGACUUUAUUGCCUACAAGUUUGUGAACUAUGGAAAGGAAUUUAUUAAGAAACAGAAGACCAGCCCAGAUGCCUACAUUCAAGUAGCACUGCAGCUUGCAUUUUACAGGUGCCACAGGAGACUUGUCCCUACCUAUGAAAGUGCUUCCAUACGCCGAUUUGAUGAGGGCAGAGUUGACAACAUUAGGUCUGCUACGGCGGAAGCGUUUGCUUUUGUGAAAGCAAUGAUUGAUGACAAGCCAGCUCUGUCGGAUUCUGAGAAGAUGCAGAGAUUUAAGGACGCAAUUGCAGCUCAAACUAAUUACACUAUUUUGGCUAUUACUGGAAUGGCAAUAGACAAUCACCUACUAGGGCUGAGAGAGGUGGCACGAGAACACUUCAAGGAACUGCCGGAGAUCUUUACAGAUGAGACCUAUUUGACAAGCAAUAGAUUCAUCCUCUCAACCAGCCAGGUUCCAACAACAAUGGAAAUGUUCUGCUGCUAUGGGCCCGUGGUGCCCAACGGUUAUGGGGCAUGUUAUAAUCCUCAGCCAGAACACAUAUUAUUCUGCAUUUCAAGCUUUAAAGACUGUAAAGAAACGUCUUCAGACAUGCUUGCCAAAGCCGUGGAAGAAAGUCUCCUAGAAAUCAGAGACCUGUGCAACAAAUGCAGCUCUUCUACAGCAAAGUCACUUGCUAAACAAGAGGAAGCCACACAGUUGCGGAGUGACCACAAACUCUGAGAGGCUCUGGGAAUUAUUACCCUGAAUCCACCGUAAGAAGUAAAAAACGACAUAGUUGUUCAAAGGCAAGAUAGUGCUAGUGAUAUAUUAGCGUAGAACAAAAAUGCCAUGUCUUUUACACUGUUGCUAACAUUUAUAGAUGUGAAAUCUUACAUUUCAUGCUUGAGGAUCAGCAAGAAGGUUUGGUCUCACUGACUGCAAUGGAAAAGGCAGGAAUAUGCGUACGUAUUGUAGUAUCAUUUCUAACCAUAAUUGACUUAUGCCUCUUUAUUUUCUAAAAAACCCUGAAAUUUGUAUAUGGCAUGAAUGAAAUGCUAAAGCACACCAAUUAAUGAAUAUCCCCUAAAAGUAGUUCUAAAACAUUUACAUCUAUUCCCACAAAGCCUACAUGAAAAGUAGGGGAAAAAUAAAAGAGUUCCCCCCUGCCAGGUAUGCUGAGCACUGUAAAAAACGAGCUGAUGCCACUAAAUUUUGAAAUUUGCAUGUGGAGUAUUUAAUAUCCUACUAUUUCCAACAUUACAAAAGCAGAUCAUUUUUAAUAGUGGCCACUGUGUGUUUCUAAAUACAGCAACAGACCUCAGUAAAGUUCAGUGAGGGUCUGCACGUUCUCCUAAAUUAGAAGUGCUGCAGAAUGGUUUAGCCUUUACUCUGGUUUGCACUGGCCUUAAGCACAGUGCCAUCCUGAAAGCAGCGUGUUGGAGAUAAGAUCCAUCAAGGAGAAUUAGGAGAAUUUUGUCCAUUAUGAAUUGACAUGAUUACUUCCUUCUGACAGCGAGCAAAAUCCAAUCCGACAGAGAAGCAAAGCACAAAGCAUAAGUACAAUUCAAUUCUAUUUAAAUCUUUCUGUUUGCAUAGGAAUGAAUUCUGUCAGUGUGACCAGCAGGAGAGCUGUGUGCAACCACAGAAAAAUCAAAGAGCAAUAAAUAACUAGAACAAGGAGGCAAACUUGCAAGAUAAGGAAGUCUCUAAGAUAGAGCGAUAAAUACCAGUUUAAGAGUACUAGUACUCAUAUCAGCUUUGCAUCAUCCCACUUGGGAGGGAUUUAUAUUUUGUAUUUUAAUAUCAGAUGCAGGGUAUCACCUUCUGCAAUACACAAUAAAUUCAGUUGCAAGGGUAAUAGAAUACUUGGUAAUUACCACAUUUUCUGUGAGUGUUACCCUGAGGUUUUCCUCAUUAUUUCUCUCAUUUCCUACAAGCCUUCCAAGGACUGGUAUUUUCACAUACCUUGUCCCAAGCUGAAAUAUGUUGCCUUGCUUAGCAGCAUUCAGUUGGAAUCAUGAGAAUAUAAUUUAGUGACUGACUGAAGACACUUAAUAACUGAGUACCCAUCCUUAGUUAGGAGGCUGGCCAGGGACCUGAUGGUGGACAAAUGGACACCUUUUCUUCUCCUCUGUAGACAGAGCGAUCACAUGCUUAAGUGCUCACAGGUCUGAAAGCAGAGAAAUAGAUGCACUGUAAUAAACAAGAAGCACAGAUGUACUUCUGUCUAAGAACUCUAGAUACUGACCCAGUAGAUUAUGUCUGUCCGUGCUUAUUUUAUUGCUUCUUUUUAGUCAUAUUCAUUCAAUUAAGCAUUCUGCUGGAUAAAGGCUAUCCAUGCCAUAUGCCAAAGCACAGUGGGCCUAAUAAUCAAUCAGAGCAAGUCAGCUAUGGUGAAGCAAAUCAACCACGUUGAUUUACAGUGAUAGGGGUUUUUUUAAGUUAGUGUGUUCAUUUAAAAAUAUGUGUAUUUCAUUACUCCACUGACAUGACUCAAGCCAAAGACUGAUGAUUAUGUAAAUAGUACUAUGGCAUAAAAGCUGCCCCAAAGUUAAAACUCAUAUGUCAUAUCACCCCCUUCCCAACAACAACAACAAAGAUGAAAGUAAAACUAAACAUUCAUCCAACAAAUAUGCUAUUCAAAAAUAUGACUUUGAAUUGUUUCUGUACUACGAUUAUGAAAAUUACUUUGAAACACUCCCAGUAAUUUUGCUCUUCUGUCUUAGGUCACUACAAAGACAUUCUGCUCUUUUAACAUAAACUUGGCACUACAACCUCAAGAUUUUUUUCAUACAACUGUUUGCAAUUAUGGCCAUGCUUUACAGGUAUACGAUGCUGUGAAUUGGUACUUGAUUAUUUAUUAAUUUUACUCUAAUGAGAUGUAUAAUCUUAUUUUGUAUGGUUUGAUAGGUACCGAUAUUUAUUUGCAAAUGCUACCUGUGGUUUUGUUUUACUUCCUUUGGCUGGAGUUCUAACAGCAGCUCAGGCACUGCACCCAACACACAAUCAGUGAACGUUCGCACAGGAAUUCAGACUACAGAAGCUUUAUACCGAUUUAUCACUGAGAGCACUUUACUUGCCCACAGCUGCCAUAAUAAGAGUUUGGGAUUUUCUGAUAUCACAAAAUACCAGUGGGGGAAAAUACUGACAUCUUAUUCUUACUUGAGAAAGAAACCAGUGACGAACCAUGCUUCCUAUUUUUUGAGCGGUACCUCAGGCUCACACUGACCAGUCUGAAUGCCUGGAAUGCUUCAGCAGACAGCCUCUCCAGUGGAAUAUGUUUAUGGCAUGUGCUGAGCCCUUGCAGUAUCUGCAAAGUACCUUAUCCUGUUUAGGAAACCUCAGGCUCAGCUCCAGGUACACUUAGACUGGACAGUCUUGCAUAAGGUUAAAAUGGGUAAAAUUCACAGCCCAGGGCACUCCCAGUUUGCCAGCACGAUCUUCAUGGUGGCUGUGCUCCUUCUCAGCUAACAGAAUCCCCUACACCUAUGUUUUAUCAGCCCAUGUUGCACUGCAUUUAUUAAGGACUUCAGGAAAUAGGUAGCUUUCUUAGGUGCUUAUAUAAAACUUGUUUGUGUGGUAAGGCAAAAUAAACCUGAUUUCAAAACUGAUAUUGUUAAGGGUGUGAAAGCCUGCUGCCUGUGGCUGGAGCAGGGCUGUGGCUGCGUGCCUGGACUGCAGCGUGGGUGACAGAAGACUCAGAAAUAUUUUAGUGAUACUUUUAUUUUUAUAAGAUAGUAUAGAUUUAUGACAAACGUGUUUACUUACAGCUCAUUUGGUUCAGUAGUCCAGUGCUCUAUGGAAACAUGUUUAUGUGUAUCUAUAUGAAAACAUAUAUACAUACCUGAUGUGAAGUAAAUGCUGGUAAACACUACUUCAGCUCAUUGCGCUGCCAAUAAAGCCAUCGGAACGAG
Gallus gallus (chicken) is the source of this 5260-nucleotide messenger RNA. It is a transcript of the gene CHAT, whose product is annotated as choline O-acetyltransferase. Lineage: Eukaryota; Metazoa; Chordata; Aves; Galliformes; Phasianidae. Gene Ontology annotation, biological process: acetylcholine biosynthetic process; neuromuscular synaptic transmission. The transcript has 15 exons. Gene Ontology annotation, cellular component: cytoplasm; neuron projection. The coding region runs from base 165 to 2087 and encodes 640 amino acids. Gene Ontology annotation, molecular function: choline O-acetyltransferase activity. The record is from RefSeq and is marked validated.